AUGCCUUCGCAAGAGCACUUUGCAAUUGAACGGUUUAUGGACGAAUAUGAGGAAAACGUCGAUUUUAAUGUUGCAGAAACGUGCUGCCACUCUUUGACUCUCAACGAGCUACAUAAAUUAUGCGAUGAGAAAUUCGAGCUCAACUAUGACAAACGGCUUACUUACGGCUCGAUUUGUGGAUCUCCCGAACUGCGUUCACUCAUUGCCAAAAUUCAUUCGAGCCAAAAUGUGCAACUGACCAAAGAAAACGUCUUGAUCACAAACGGGGCCAUCGCCGCAAACUUUUUAGUCAGCUAUGCACUCGCAGGACCUGGCGAUCAUGUCAUCUGUGUUGCCCCCACUUAUCAGCAGCUCAGCAGUGUUCCACGCAUGUUUGGCGCAGACGUCGACAUUUUGUGUUUGAAGGAAGUAGAUGGCUACCUACCACAUAUCGCGGAGUUGACAGCAAUGAUCAAACCGAACACGAAACUCAUUGUGCUAAACAACCCAAAUAAUCCACUCGGCAGCGUGAUUCCUACUGAUCUUUUGGAAAAAAUCGCGACUGUUGCUGAUGACAGAAACAUCACUGUGCUGUGCGACGAAGUUUAUAGCCCUCUGUUCCACUCCUGCGGGCAGCCCAAAUCCUUUGUUCAGCUGAGUGCCCGAGGCAUCGUGACAGGCUCCAUGUCCAAGGCAUACUCGGCUGCUGGAGUUAGAUUGGGCUGGAUAGUUUCGCGGGAUACCAAAUUCUUGGAACAAGCCGCAUCAAGGAGGGACUACAACACUAUUUCUGUGUCAAUGGUGGACGAUGAAAUUGCGCAUUAUAUUCUCAGAAAUCGUGACGCUGUUUUGAAGCGCAAUUAUACUCUGUGCACCGAAAAUCUUGCUACUCUCAAAGAUUUUGUCAAGUCGUCAAACGGAAAAUUCUCCUUUGUGCAUGAGCCGGAGGGAGGAUCUGUGUGUUUGAUACGAGUCUCUGGGAUUGAAGACACAGAAGCAUUUGCUCGCAGCUUGGCGACACACUACAAAGUACUGUUUGCACCGGUCGAGUGUUUUGGCAUUCCAGGCACACUUCGGGUUGGAUACGGGAACUCAAACCUCGAGCUUACAAAGGGUUUGGAGCUUUUGAAUAAGGCGUACAAUGGAGAGCUAGAAAAGUAG
This is a messenger RNA of Lachancea meyersii CBS 8951, 1140 nucleotides long. The record is from the annotation of a GenBank genome assembly. NCBI's taxonomy places the organism in Eukaryota, Fungi, Ascomycota, Saccharomycetes, Saccharomycetales, Saccharomycetaceae.